AUGCUUCCCCUGGGCCACCUCCGUCGCCCGGGUGCCGAACGGUGGCCAGAGUCCCAGAGUCGCCUUCGCGCAAGAGUGGCCGUUUGCCACAGUGACCCCUUGGUGCGCGCCCAGAAGAGCUCCCUCCCCCCCAGCAGUGGCCUGCAGCGGCCUCCUCGCCUGGACUCGGCCCCCCGUGGCCCCCCGAGAGGCGCGCACCCAGGGACACGUCCUGCCCAGGGUCGACCCCUCGCGACGAGAGCGCCUCCCCCCGCCGCCGCGCCUCGCCUCGCCGGCGCCGCUGCCGCGGUGGCUGCCAUGGCGGCGGUUGCGCUGCCGGCGAAGGUGGCCCUGUCCGGUGGCCUGACGCAGGCAUCUGCGCCCAGCCCGCUCCGGCGCGGCGCCCGCACAGCUCCGCGCGCGCAGCCCUCCGCCGGCGCCUGGGCGCUGCCCGACAGGGGCCCCGGCGACGGCGCCCCGCCGGCGCACGGACGCCCGGAGGCGGCCGCCCUGGCGCUGGGUGGCCUGCUGGGCUCCGCGGCCGCCGCCAGGCGGCACCUCAGGAGGCAAGCGGCGCAGACCACGAGGAAAGCGCAGGAGGUCUCGUCGGGGGCCGCGGCGGACGGCAAGAAGACGGUCAUCAUCACAGGAGGGGCGCGUCUUCUGGUCUCGGCCUGGCCACCACCAUCAGCCUGGCCAAGGGUGGGGACUGGCACGUCAUCAUGGCCGUCAAGGACUUCGCUAAGGGCGAGACCGUGGCAAAGGAAGCUGGGCUGUCCGAUGAUAGCUACACCGUGA
This is a messenger RNA of Prorocentrum cordatum, 777 nucleotides long. The record is from the annotation of a GenBank genome assembly. NCBI's taxonomy places the organism in Eukaryota, Dinophyceae, Prorocentrales, Prorocentraceae.